AUGUGUACAUUUGAAAGGCAUCUGACACGGAUGAAGUGCGGGCGCUUGGGAGUUUGCACGACCAUUCCUCCAGUAACAGGUAUCAACGCUAGAGCCCUUCAGAGGAUGAUUGUGACGUCCGCUGGAGAAAUUAGACCCGGGGCCUUGCCAAGAGGUCGCAUCUUGGAGGUGGAAAGUACUGAUAAUCAGAUUACAGCCAUCAUAGAGCCUAGUACUAGUGGUAUUAAUCUAGAAUCUUUUGCUGCUGCGUGUCUGUUUCAUGAAGACACCAUAGACGUUAGCUAUCUCUACAAAAUACUCCUUCAAGUGAUGCUCUUCUUAGAGCACUAUAAGCUUGGUGGUUGGCUUCAACGCUAUCCUCUUACCAUUACUUUUCUCCCAACAUCCUUGUACUUUGAAAACAACGGCUCUUUGGCCUUUUCUCUUUGUGACUCUAUUUAUUUUUCACUAAACCCGUCUCUCUUUACAAAACUUCCAGCAGCUGAUCCACUUUUGCUCCAAAAAGACCACAAGCCUACUAGAACCAGUUUUAGCUCUGCACUUUAUAGUAUUGGUAUUCUGAUGUUGGAGCUAUAUGCCAUCAAUACGCAAAUACACCGCAGACACUGUACUGAAGCCUAUAGUCUGGCAUCUUCGUCGUUGGUAGCUCUUUUAACCCGCUUUGUUGCCCCGUCUCCAUCGAAUAGAAUUACCUCUCACGAGUUUAACACUUCUCCAUAUAUUCUCCAGGCCUUUGAGGUGCUUCACGGAGAGUAUCGUAUUCUUGACGCAGUAGGCUCGACUCCGCUCAUUGUAGCCGCCGCCGUCAAUGACUUGCCCAUGAUUCAAAGAAACUUAGCGCAGCGCAAACAGAAGAAUUUUCUUGGGUAUACCGCCCUAGCAACAGCUGUAAUUCAUCAUCACAUCGAACCCCUACAUAUUCUUGCCUCCGCUGAGGGUGGUGAGCAAAUGGCUUGUGGGGAAACGGCACUUAUCAUUGCAUGCAAAGAAGGCUUUAUGGAAGCAAUUCCAAUCCUGGCACCGGCUGAGGCAGGUCAAUCCGAUUACUUUGGCGAGACAGCGCUGAUGAUCGCAGCAGCAAAUAAUUGGGUCUUUGCUGUGCAACUCCUGAUGGCCAAGGAGUGCUCACUGAUAACACGUGGACAUCAUAGGUGCGGAUCAGGAUUCACCGCCCUGAUGGCUGCCGGCCAGGCAAAUGCAAAGGCAGCAUUUGAGCUGCUUCUUCCUAAAGAAUACCACCUAUCGCAACCUCCAUCUUCACAAUUCCCCCAUGGGAAAACCGUGAGACAGUGGUGUGAAGAGUUUCAGGCCACAGAUUGUCUUCUGUGCUUAGAUAAAUAUGAAGAGAGGAGCUAA
Messenger RNA from Giardia duodenalis, 1356 nucleotides. Its product is annotated as Ankyrin repeat protein 1. The coding region runs from base 1 to 1356 and encodes 451 amino acids. Lineage: Eukaryota; Fornicata; Diplomonadida; Hexamitidae. The transcript has a single exon. Gene Ontology annotation, molecular function: protein binding. The record is from RefSeq and is a predicted model, not a curated record.